Lentinula edodes (shiitake mushroom) is the source of this 1572-nucleotide messenger RNA. RefSeq names its product WD40-repeat-containing domain protein. Gene Ontology annotation, biological process: rRNA processing; DNA-templated DNA replication. The transcript is spliced from 7 exons. Gene Ontology annotation, cellular component: nuclear pre-replicative complex. The coding region runs from base 4 to 1545 and encodes 513 amino acids. The record is from RefSeq and is a predicted model, not a curated record. NCBI's taxonomy places the organism in Eukaryota, Fungi, Basidiomycota, Agaricomycetes, Agaricales, Omphalotaceae. Gene Ontology annotation, molecular function: protein binding.
GCAAUGCAUCUGCAUGAAAUCAUCUUUUGCGCGACUGCAUCGCCGUCAACGACAUCAGGCUCUGGUUCAGUCACCCUUCACGACAUAAACACUGGCGCAUCUAUUGCUUCUUUCAAGCAAACAAAUGCAGCUCCUCAUUGUACAACUUUUUUGAACUCUAGAAACGCGCAAGGGGGCUUUUUCUUUGCCGCGCAACCCGACAAACUGUUGUUACAUGCAUACAACUUCCAAAAGGAUCAAAUAAGCCUGAAAAUCGUUGUACCAGAAAAGUUAACUUGCGUUGCUCUCGAUACAUCUGGAGAUUUCUUUGCUGGAGGGACUGCCCAGGGACGGAUCUAUCUGUGGGAGGUCUCGUCAGGUAUUCUCUUCAACUCAUGGGACGCGCACUACCGUCAAAUCAACGUCCUACGUUUUACUCCCGAUGGCGCUGCACUGCUAUCAGGCAGCGACGACUCUGGGAUCAGCGUUUGGUCGAUGCACAGUCUGCUAGAUGAGGAAUCCCAAAAUACACUGUCUUUACCGUACUUCACGUUGACCGACCACACAUUACCCGUCACCGAUAUUCUUUGUGGAUUGGGCACUUUCCCCGAAUGCCGUGUACUGACUUCCUCUGUUGAUCACUCUGUCAAGUUAUGGGAUCUCGCUACACGAUCGCUAUUGACGACAUUUAUGUUUCCUCAAGCAAUAACUUGUUUAGUUUGGGAGCCUACCGAGCGAUUGUUCUUUGCCGCCUCAUCGUCACCGGAAGGUUCUAUAUAUCAGAUAAAUCUCUUCCGACAGCUAGAGGAUAAAACAAAGGGACCUACUGUGGAGGCUAUUGGUGGGGGUGGAGUCAACGACAUUAUCCGUGUCACCGAUGAAUCUGCAGGUUCGCAGAAAAAAAGAUUGAUCAAUGUUGGCCAGCCAAUAACGUGUAUGUCGCUGUCAUUGACAUCAAACCUUCUGGUCGGAACUUCGUCAGGAUUGAUACAUAUCUACGAUACCCCCACCCAUCAACUCCUUCGAACAAUAUCGACACAUAAAGGGCUUUCAAUCUCCUACCUUGCCACACUCCUCAAGCCCAUAGAUCUCACUGGCCAUGUUAGCUUUAAUUUCAACUCAAGUGUCACCACCAUCGACACAAUACCGGUCAAGCCCAUCAUGCCCUUUCAACGUAUGCGAGACGCCAAAGCUCGAGAGAUUCACGAGGUAUCAAUGAUGUUACCUACUCGUGAAAACGAUUACGAAGACGAGAGCACGUUCUAUAGCCAGGAAGCAUUACUUCGUGACCACGCGUACUUUACCACACCUUCCAAUUCUGGAACCCGACUUGGUGAUACUGCGGUCCUGCAAUCUCGGGUUACUGAGCUCGAGUCUGAAGUUGCUUUACUACGUGGACAACUUGGUCAAGCAAAAGGCGUCAACGACUUGAUGUGGGAGACUGUCGUCCACAAGGUCAUUCAUGGUCAAGCCAAGGGUACAAACAACGCGAACGGUGAAUCAAUAGAAGAUGAGAGACAACGGAAGCGGGGGCGAGUCGAUUCAGAUUUGGAGGUACAUUUGUAAUUGUUACACGUAAAAAAGUACAGUCUA